Trichoderma gamsii is the source of this 6276-nucleotide messenger RNA. RefSeq lists its product as hypothetical. The transcript is spliced from 2 exons. Lineage: Eukaryota; Fungi; Ascomycota; Sordariomycetes; Hypocreales; Hypocreaceae. The record is from RefSeq and is a predicted model, not a curated record. Gene Ontology annotation, biological process: proteolysis; meiotic chromosome separation. Bases 1 to 6276 code for a protein of 2091 amino acids. Gene Ontology annotation, molecular function: cysteine-type endopeptidase activity; protein binding. Gene Ontology annotation, cellular component: mitotic spindle; nucleus; cytoplasm.
AUGACUUCUUUACAAGCAAAAGUCGACGCCGUCAAAGCGGCAGUCUCGUCGACGUCAACAUGCACGCCAGCAACCGUCGUAGCACUCAAAGAGCUGCUGCUCCCAGAUUCCGAGCCACUGUCUUCGAGAACAAAGUCCGCUGCUGCUCUAUCUACGAAAGCGACGUCUUCUGCGCGAACGAAAAACGGCGCCGGAAGAGGUAAUGCCUCCAGCUCACAAACCGAAACUCUGAGCUCCCGCGAGAGAGCUGCUUUGGCGACCCAUGUCAUCAACGUAACGCUCAAGACCCUGUCCGAAGUAGCGAAGCCUCCAACACCUUCGACACCUUCGAAGCAAAAUGGCGACCUUCGAGAAGCAGCAGGGAAGCAGUCAAUCCGAAGAUCUCUGUCUGCACCGCUUUCUCCCGUACAGCCCAGGGCACUAAAUCGUGCGGUUGCGUCUUCCAAUAGUGAGGCGACUCUGACGAAACCACCCGCGCCGGCCCAAUCGACGGGAUGCCUUGCUACAGUAGAGUGUGCACGUGUUGCAUUUGGUGCCCUUCGAUCCCUCAAAGGUCUACCAAAACCUGAAGAGGCGGACUUUCAGCUAGAGACGGGCAUGUCUGCGCUGGUAGGGAAGUUGCUGGGCCUGGGGAUGCAUGAUCAGGCUCUUAAGGAGCUGAGAGUACUAAAACGAAGGCUGGACAGUAUAAUUAGCGGGAAACACUCGGCGAGUACGAAGGGCGGGCCCGAAACGACCAGCACCACCGCGGUAAUCGCCGAUUUGUUGAAUUUCCAGAGCGCCAUCGCGAAGCCUUGCCUUGCGACCAUCACAGGCUAUCAGAUGCAGGUUUUGAAGUUGAUUGCAGCGACCAAAAAGCCGUCUCACAUCGAAGCCAUCCUUCCCUACCUUGGCGAUUCAUAUGCCUCGUCCCCAUUCAACCUCCUGUCUGCUCUCGCCAAGGAUGGGGCGAAGGAGGUUGCAAAGGCAGCUCGUCAAAUGGCGUCCUUAUCGCAGAUUCUCUUGUCCCUUGCGCCGAGCAUUUCUAGUCAAGAAGAUGCAGUAGCUAUCGAACCACGCCUAAGCCCAUCUCCUAGCGCCGCCUUUGAGUUACAGUCUUUGGCUUUCCGGAUACAACUGAAGUGGUGGAAGCUAGCUAAUCAUCAGGGACAUGUCGACAGUGACCUGCUCUCGCCCUUCUCUCGCUGCCUACGAGCUUACACCCGACGGCAAAAGCUAGACAAGGGUCCCGUUUACCAAAUAAUAUCCGCAUCAUUCGACGCAAUAAUGCAGCUCGUUCAUUCCCAAAAGUAUCUCCCGGAAACAUCAUUCAACUCGCCUCUAGCAUCAAUACACCAUAUUUUAGGAUCCGCAGCGCAAGCAGAACGACGAUAUGCCGAAGCCCACUGUUGGUUCCAAAAAUUGAAAGGCUCUCUGGUCACAGGGCAAGACUCAUCUGUUCUCAAGUGUGCAAUCUCUGCGCGCCUCCUUGCUGUUGCGCUGAAGAAAGCCGACCUGGACCAAGAUGUCGAGCCUCUCCUUGUCGAGGUCAUUGAAGGGUUGGAUGGAAGUCUAAGUGGAACCAUGGCGGAGCUGAACGAGCUUCUCGAAAGCCUUUCGCUGGCAAGGCGCUCCGUCGUCGGCCUCUUGAUGACAUGUAUAGGGCCAAAUGCGCCGAAAAGCACUGUUUCGAGCUCUCUCACAAAUUAUCUAAAGACCUUCAUACUCAAGUAUCCACGGUUUGUACGCCGAUGGAUGGGGCUGCCUCCAGGCAAAGACGUGCCGCCUAAGCAUAUUCUCCAGUUCGAUGAGCGCCGGCAGCUCGUCGCACAAUCCUUAGGCCAGACUCUUGACGCUACCCUGAUGGUCAUCAAGUGCGAUAUCCAAUCCGAAGAGAGCGGAUGGCAAGCCGUCGACGAUGUGCUUCAGCACUGCGCCUCGCUUCUCGAAUCCAUGGGCAUUUCUAAUCUAUCUACCACCAAGAUUGGUAAUCUUGGCACCUAUUCCGUCAAGAUCUCGAGCCUUUAUUUCUCUGUCUUUUCUCAGCUUCGAAAGAAGUCCGAUCGAUCCAAAGACGAGAAUAAGCAUCUCCUUCAAGCUUUGAAUCGAUCGAUUGAUGUCAUUAGAAACUGUACGGAGGCCGAGCAAGAGAAAGCACAGCUAUCGACAAAACUAGAAAUAUUCGCAGACAUGUGCAAGAGCUCUGGCAGGACUGACGAUGCCGUACGCACGUUACGAGCAAUUUGCUCCAAUAUGGCUGAGAACGGCGCAUUAUCUGACGUUGCUACCGCUCUCUCCACUCAGUCUCCAACUCUGGCGUGGGCUAUGAACGACAAAGUCUCACUCAUGUCACGCAGCUUGCGUUCUUUGGCUAGAAUCGACAAAGCGUGGAACGAGUGGACCUUUCCGCUUCCUGAGGCAGAGCGUGCCGCGGUUCUCGAGCAUUUGACGUAUGUCAGUGUCAUUAGUUCAUCCUCAUCACUCCAAUCACUAGGCCUGCACGACGCAGCAGUGGCCGCGUUGCUUCGUAUGUACUCGUUGGAGAAAUACCCGGUUCGCCGCCUCCGUGUGCUGCUGAAUCUUUACUACCAAAGCGUGGGGGAAGAAGAGCAGCUACUGAAUAUCGUCUCGCUUGCUGAAGAAACGUGGGGACAUCUAGAAGCCGGGGCCAGGGCGGAAGAUGCCUCGUUAUCUCAUUUUAUCCCGCACUUACAAGCAUAUUUUACCUCCAUCUUUGCAUUGACGCACACGGGUGGAACGAUGUCGACGAUGAUUUUUCAGGCAAUCGACUCUUGGAAAAGCAUCAUCAGAACCUGUCAGACGCAAGACCAGCUUUGCAUGGUAAUUGACGAUCCCCAAAGACUUCUCGAUCAUCUGAGAUCACUACACCAGCUUGCGGGCCUAAGGGGAGUGACACGUCUCCAACUCGCAAUUUCUGAGCUUAGUAUCGCCAUAUCGACGGUAUUUGUUGGAUCUGCGGAAGCUACCGGUGAUGGCUUGAUCCUUGGUCACAGCCAACUAGCAGCGCACUACGUCAACGUUGGACUCUUCCCUCAAGCUCUAAAGACAAUAGAACAGACCCAAGAGCUCCUCACCCGCUACGAUGGCUUAUCCCGUCAAGUUCUUGUCGAAUUCUACCUCUCCCAGGCCGAGUAUUGUACGGGCGUUGGCAACAUGAACGCUGCUCUCGAUUCGUUAUCCAAAGCCGGUGAUAUUUGCAACGCCCCAUAUUCCUCUUGGGCUCCAAGCAAAGCUCAUGCAUCCAUGAUAAUGUCCAUCACCUUACUGCUUCAGUCCAUUGCCACUCUUCAAAGUGGAGCUAUUCAAGACGCCCUGUCUUCUGUGAAGAUGAGUGUUCGCAUGCUUACUCACGAUUGGACCAAACUAGAAGCAGCGCUAGGAGCCGAUUCGAAGAGCCCAGAUGCCAGCGUAUCGGAUUUCAACGCCAGCAGCACAGAUUUGGCUUCGACGAAAGGAAAAGUAACUGGCCCUCGAUUCUGGACUUUAGCCAGUCCACUUCUUCGAAGCCUCUUACAUAUCUCUUCUGUAUACGCUCAUAUUGGAAUGUACCAGGAAACUAUCUAUUAUGCCGACUGUGCCUGGAAAAUUGCGGAGAGUACUCAGUCUUCGCUCUACAUAGCACAAGUGGCUGCAUGGACUGGCUCUAUUUAUUUAAAGGCCGGAAAGCUGCCUAAAGCACUUGCUACCUUCAAAGAUGCAGAAGAACAGCUGCCGCGCGAUACCUGUUCUGCUCGUGUUCGCUUUGCUCGUCAACUCGGAGAGUUUUAUUGGGAAAUCGGAGACGAUGAGAAAGCUGCCGAAUUUUUGAAAAUAGCUGAGGAGACUGCCCAUCUCCUCAGCAUGCCCCAGGAUGAAACCAGCGCCGAGUCUGUUCAAGUUCAAAAAUCUUCUUCAGUUCAAAAACCCAUUGAGAAGCCACAGAGUGCCGAAUUCAUCAAAGUUACGAAAGCAAAGAGAACAACGAGGUCAAAGGCCAAAGUACCAGCCGCCCCCAAACCCGCAAAGCGAGACUCGCCCAGGUCUAAGACACUUGUCGCAGGAGAUAUCGCUCAACUACCCAGGGAUAUAUACUAUGCAUCCCUACACGCUGCCAUCAUCAUGUCUCGUACUUUAGGACUCAUUUACCAGAAAGAGUGGGCAUCGGCUCUACAGGCUCUAGAGAAGGUCAAAGAUUUGCCCAAGCUUGUCAGCGUACUCUCUCAGGAGCAAGUAAUGACGGCCGUAUCAUUAAUUGGAUGCAGCAUGGAGCAGAUGAUUUCCGAUCCUGUCUUCUCUGUAAUGCAAGACUCAACUAUUUCUUUCCCUGCUGUCUCUCCUUCCGUGGCUCUAUCCGCUCAAUUGUCAGAUAUGCAGCUAUCGAUGAAAAAUGAGCUUGCUGCAGAAGAGACUCGGAAGAAUAUUGACUAUCCUGCAUUUGCAGACGCAUUAGAGCGAGCACAAGCGCUUCUCGUAGAAGCUCACGCUUCUGCUCUGUCCAAUGCCGAUAGUAGCAUAGUUCGUCGUAUCUCCACGCUGCUUCAAAGCACAGUCAUUUUCUUGUCGGCAACAUUGGCUUCAAAGUCUCUUCCACAAACAGGGCUGGGUACGAUUGCUGUAGAUAUGGCUCGGAACGUGACGUGGCAGCGAGAGCAGCAGACUAUGGCCGGGCUCAAUAACGACACAGCCCCUAUUCGUAUCGCAGUUCCAGUUGCCAAGCUGCCGACAGUAGAAGCUGUGGCUGAUAUGGCCAACUUUCAGGAGAAAUAUGUGGAUUUGAUCCCAGAGAAGUGGAGUGUUGUCUCCAUUUCACUGAGUGAUAACCAUCAUGACUUGUGCAUCACCAAAUUCCAAGCGAACCAAGGACCGUUUGUUUUGCGUCUUCCAUUGGAAAGAGCCAACUCUCGAGAUGCCGACUCCGAAGUUUUCAACUUUAAAAACGGCCGUGAAGAAUUAUUGGAAUUAAUCAAACUGGCAAAUGAAAGCAGUCACUCUGCACGAGACUUUACAGCCAAAGGAGAGCGUGGAGCUUGGUGGGCAGAGCGAGAGGCUUUGGACUCUCGAUUGAAGCGGCUCCUGAUGACUAUCGAAGCUACGUGGCUGGGAGGAUUCAAGGGCAUUUUUUCGCAGCACUGCAAGCGGAUGGAUCUGUUGGCUCGCUUUAAGAAGGACUUUCACCUAAUGCUUGACAGAAUUCUGCCGUCUCGAAAAAGCCGAGGGAAGAAGACGGCGACCAAGACGGAGGCUAUUACUUUGGAUCCUCGGAUUCUCGAUCUCUUCAUUGGACUGGGCAACCCAAUUGAUCCUGACUGCGAGUUUGAUGAGGCGCUUAAUGAUUUGCUUUACUUUGUUGUGGAUAUUCUGCAGUUCCACGGCGAACGGAACGCAUACGAUGAGAUCGACUUUGACGGAAUGGUCCUAGAGACCUACGAUGCUCUGCGUGCGUAUCACAACGCUGCUGGUUCCUCGGAGAGGGAGGAAGGGACACAUACCAUACUCGUACUCGAUAAACUCCUUCACGCUUUCCCGUGGGAGUCUUUGCCUUGCAUGGACGGUCUGUCUGUAUCUCGAGUGCCUUCGCUCGCAUGCCUUCGGCAACUCAUUCAGGAUGCUGGGACAAGUCCGGCAAAGGAACUACAAGGCCACUUUGUUUCCGCCAAAGCUGGUACCUACGUCCUUAAUCCUUCGUCUGACCUGAAGAAUACGCAGACAUUCUUCCAGUCAGCUUUUACAACUCUCUCAUCGUGGAACGGUAUCAUCAAUAAAGCGCCAAAGGAAUCUGAAUUCGAAAAGGCCCUUUCGACAUCCGAGAUUAUGGUGUACUUUGGUCACGGGAGCGGUGCCCAGUAUAUUCGCGGAAAGACGAUUCGACGGCUGGAAAAGUGCAGGCCAGCAACGUUCCUCAUGGGCUGUAGCUCCGCUGCCCUCACCGACGCUGGAGAAUUUGAAUGCUACGGCCCAGUUUGGAACUAUAUGAUGUCCGGUUGUCCCGCCGUGGUUGGUACGCUCUGGGACGUGACAGAUCGUGACAUCGAUCGUUUUGCAGGCAGGACUUUUGAGGAAUGGGGCCUCUUUGCCAGAGGCACAUUUGAUGGCGCCACGAGCAAGGGCAAAGGCAAGGCUAAGAGUCGUGAUGAAGAAGACGAUGAAAUGAGCCUCCCUGGAUGCGAUGGCGCUCCUCCAGGCGAUGCUUCCCUUGCCGAAGCGGUAGCAGGGGCGAGAAGUGCAUGUCGUUUCAAGUAUCUUAAUGGUGCGGCGGUAGUGUUUUAUGGAAUUCCGGUUUACAUCAAGAAAGAAUGA